AUGCUAGAAGACGUGAUUGAGCGUGGUGUGCACGUUCUGUUUGUUGGGAUUAAUCCAGACCCACACAGUUUUUUGGUCGGGAAGUUCUAUGCCGGGAGGUCGAACCACUUUUGGUUUUGCCUCAACUCUACAGAUUUGGUGUGGACUCACGUCGGCCCAUCAGACAGUGCGCGAAUGGCCAAAGAUUUUGGAGUUGGAUUCACAAACCUGUGUUCGCGACCGACACACACUGCUGCUGAAUUGACUGCAGAAGAGAAGGAGACAGGUGCAAGGCUGCUGAAAAGAAAGAUACGCUAUUACCGACCGUCGGUUGUGUGUUUUCUCAGUAUUGACGCAUACAAAGUAUUCAGUGGCGCGAAAGACUUCUCUCUCGGAUUGCAGCCUGACCCUAUCUACAAGUGGUCGGAUAGACAGUUUGACUUUACUGUUGCAUUUGUUACACCCAAUUCCAGCGCUAAGGUUGUGGCGUAUCAGUGA
Messenger RNA from Zychaea mexicana, 477 nucleotides. Its product is annotated as uracil-DNA glycosylase-like protein. The transcript is spliced from 2 exons. Gene Ontology annotation, molecular function: mismatch base pair DNA N-glycosylase activity. NCBI's taxonomy places the organism in Eukaryota, Fungi, Mucoromycota, Mucoromycetes, Mucorales, Lichtheimiaceae. The record is from RefSeq and is a predicted model, not a curated record. Gene Ontology annotation, biological process: base-excision repair, AP site formation. Bases 1 to 477 code for a protein of 158 amino acids.